Dunckerocampus dactyliophorus (ringed pipefish) is the source of this 2512-nucleotide messenger RNA. RefSeq names its product PRP3 pre-mRNA processing factor 3 homolog (yeast) (gene prpf3). NCBI's taxonomy places the organism in Eukaryota, Metazoa, Chordata, Actinopteri, Syngnathiformes, Syngnathidae. Gene Ontology annotation, cellular component: U4/U6 x U5 tri-snRNP complex. The record is from RefSeq and is a predicted model, not a curated record. Gene Ontology annotation, biological process: mRNA splicing, via spliceosome. The transcript has 17 exons. The coding region runs from base 171 to 2255 and encodes 694 amino acids.
AUCGCAUAACAACGUCGUGUGAACGAACCCGCGCGACUUAACCCAAAGUUGCCGUGAAACCUUGGCGUUUAAAGUCUCAUAAACCUCUCCAAGCGGAUUCCACUUGUGCGACUUUUACAACUCGGGUGCUUUUAUAGCGGUUAAAGGCAAAAACAAGAAACUACGAGAGAAUGUCGAAAUGGGAUGUGGAGGAGUUGAGGCCAUGGGUGGAGCGCACGGUGAAGAAGGUACUUGGUUUCUCGGAGCCUACUGUGGUCACCGUGGCUCUGCAGUGUGUGGGGAAGGGUCUGGACAAAAGGAAAACAACAGACCAGCUGCACCCUUUCCUGAACGAGUCAGCCGGAGGUUUCGUCGAGCGUCUUUUUGAAGCAUUGGAGGAGAGCCGCGGCACCCGUAGCAGCAAAGGAACCGGAGAGAAGAACCGCAAGAGAGAAUUGCUGAAGGAUGUGUUUGAGACUGAUGCAGGAGGCAAGCAACCUGCAGUGGAGUCUGCAGAUGGUACAGUUCCCAAACGUAAGCGGGUCCCUCGGUUUCAGGAGGUGGAGGAGCCUGAGGUCAUUCCAGGAGCGACGUCCGAGAGCCCUGUAAUGCUCACCAAAAUGCAGAUCAAGCAGAUGAUGGAGGAAGCCACAAAACAAAUAGAACAACGAAGGAAACAACUGAACAUCCCAUCUCCUACUGCAACACAAAUGGAGCCCUCUGCAAUGUCCCGGCUUCUUGGAAACGCUGCCGCAGGUGGCGGCGGCUCCAUCGUGCCCUCGCAGGCAGCCAGCUUCAUGAACGACGCCAUCGAGAAGGCUCGCAAGGCCGCCGAGCAGAAGGCGCGUCUCCAGUCCCAGUUAGCCAUUCAACCCAACGUCCUCGGAGGUUUGGGAAACACCAUCCCUCACAACUUUGUUGCACUGGCUAACCUUCACGCCAUGGGAAUCGCCCCGCCAAAAGUGGAAAUAAAGGAAGUGAAUAAGCCAACACCGCUCAUUCUGGAUGACAAGGGUAGGACAGUGGAUGCCACUGGUAAAGAGAUCGAGCUCACGCACCGCAUGCCCACGCUAAAAGCCAACAUUCGAGCGGUAAAAAGAGAGCAGUUCCGUCAGCAGCUGAAAGAAAAGCCCGGGGAAGAGUUGGAGUCCACUUCCUACUUUGACAAUCGCGUCACCAUCAUAGCGCCACAGCGGGCCCGCAAGACCUUCAAAUUCCACGAGCAGGGGCGGUUUGAGAAGAUCGCUCAACGAAUCCGAACUAAGGCCCAGUUGGAGAGGUUACAGAAUGAGAUUUCCCAGGCGGCGAAGAAGACUGGAAUCCACGCGUCCACCAAGCUGGCUCUGAUUGCCCCCAGGAAGGACAUUGGAGACAGUGAAAUACCCAACAUCGAGUGGUGGGACUCCUUCAUCUUGCCCACCAACAUGGAGAUAACCCCAGAAACCAAAUUGGAUGAGGUGGUGCUUUUUGGUGUGACCAACUUAGUGGAACACCCUGCACAAAUUAGCCCGCCAAUUGACACAGACAAGCCAGUCACGCUGGGCUUAUACUUGACCAAGAAAGAACAGAAGAAACUGAGAAGGCAGACACGCAGGGAAGGCCAAAAAGAAGUGCAAGAAAAGGUCCGUCUGGGACUGAUGCCUCCACCGGAGCCAAAGGUUCGCAUCUCCAACCUGAUGAGGGUGUUGGGGACGGAGGCUGUUCAGGACCCCACAAAGGUGGAAGCCCACGUCAGAGCACAGAUGGCCAAGAGGCAGAAGGCUCACGAGGAAGCCAACGCAGCGCGGAAGCUCACGGCCGAGCAAAGGAAAGAAAAGAAGGUGAAGAAGUUGAAGGAAGAUCUCAGCAAUGGCGUUCACAUUGCGGUCUACAGAAUCCGCAACCUACAAAACCCUGCGAAGAAGUUUAAAGUGGAAGCCAACGCCAACCAGCUCUACCUGACUGGCACUGUCGUUCUCCAUCGAGAUGUCAACCUGGUUGUGGUGGAAGGAGGCCCCAAAUCUCAGAAAAAGUUCAAGAGGCUCAUGAUGAACAGAAUCAAAUGGGAGGAGCACAACUCCAAAAGAGAUGAUCCAGACGGAGAUGAUGACACGAGGAGGAACAACAAGUGCUAUUUAAUUUGGGAGGGCACAGCCAAGGAGCGCAGCUACGGGGACAUGAAGUUCAAGCAGUGUCCCACAGAGAGCAUGGCCAGAGAACACUUCAAGAAGCACGGCACAGAACACUACUGGGAUCUGGCCCUCAGUAAGAGCGUGUUGGAUAGUGCAGAUGAUUGAAGCCUGACCCUGAACACCGCAUCACGGACCCUAGGACUGGUUGGCGUCACAUUUGAACUUGAACUAACAGGAUCAAUAAAGCCUGCAAGAACAUGUGACAAAUCAUGCGUGUAUGAAUGCGUGCGUGUAUGUCUGCGUUUUUAGAUUGUGUCAGAUUCCACUUAGCCACCGGUUUACUUUAUGAUAGGAUGACUGAAAUGUACUCUUUAGUCAAGUUAUGAAUAAAAAUCUAUGCCAUCAGCCAGUGACUGGGUUUC